Molecule: messenger RNA, 2487 nt
Organism: Striga hermonthica
Lineage: Eukaryota; Viridiplantae; Streptophyta; Magnoliopsida; Lamiales; Orobanchaceae
Source: the annotation of a GenBank genome assembly
AUGGGGAAGGUGAAGGGGAAGCACCGUUUGGACAAGUACUACCACCUAGCCAAGGAGCACGGCUACCGAUCCCGCGCCGCCUGGAAGCUCGUCCAGCUCGACGCCAAGUUCGCCUUCCUCCGCUCGGCCCAGUCCGUGCUAGACCUCUGCGCCGCCCCCGGCGGAUGGAUGCAGGUCGCCGUCCAGCGCGUUCCCGUCGGAAGCCUUGUCGUCGGUGUGGACCUCGACCCCAUCCGCCCCAUCCGCGGCGCGAUCGCCGUGCAGGAGGACAUAACCGAGCCCAAGUGCCGCGCGACAGUGAAGAGGAUCAUGGCGGAGCACGGACGCAGCGCUUUCGACCUGGUGCUGCACGACGGGUCGCCCAAUGUCGGCGGCGCGUGGGCGAAGGAGGCGACCAGUCAGAACGCGCUGGUCAUUGACUCGGUGAAGCUGGCGGCCGAGUUGUUGGCUCCUAGAGGAACGUUUGUUACCAAGGUUUUCAGGUCUCAAGAUUAUACAGCUGUCCUGUAUUGUCUUAGACAGUUUUUUGAGAAAGUUGAAGUGGAGAAGCCACAAGCUAGUCGAUCAGCUUCUGCUGAAAUAUAUGUUUUGGGUUUUAAGUACAAAGCACCUGCAAAGAUUGAUCCUCGCCUUCUUGAUGUGAAGCAUCUAUUUCAGGGAGGAAAAGAUCCGCCAAAGAUUGUGGACGUACUCAGAGGAACAAAGCAAAAGCGACAUCGUGAUGGGUAUGAGGAUGGAGACACUACUUUAAGAAAGUUGUGCUCUGCUUCAGACUUUAUUUGGUCUGAAUCUCCUCUUGACAUACUUGGUUCAGUCUCUUCCAUAACAUUUAACGAUCCUGAAAGCUUGCCACUAAAAGAUCAUACUUUGACGACUGAAGAGGUUAAAGCUCUAUGUGAUGAUCUGCGUGUCCUGGGGAAGCAGGAUUUCAAGCAUCUUUUAAAGUGGCGAAUGAGUAUUAGGAAGGCACUAAAUCCUAAAGAGAAGGCUACCCCUGCUACCACUACUGUUGAACAAGAGGGUAAGAAAGAAGAAGAUGAAGACGAGAGAGUUCUUAAUGAAAUGGAAGAGCUCACAAAUGCCAUGGACCGCAAGAAGAAACGGGCUAAGAAAAUUCUGGCAAAAAGACAAGCCAAGGACAAAGCUCGGAAAGCAUUAGGCAGGCAGAUGGAUGCAGUUGAGGAUGGCUACUUUGAUCAGGAGCUGUUUUCUCUGUCUUCUAUCAAGGAUAAGAAGAAUCUUGCUGCUGUCGAUAACAAUGAAUUUGAUGAUGAUGCUGGUAACAUUGGAGACAGUGAAAGUGAGGAAAGCCACAGAGCUGACGAAAAGACACCCAGUGAUUUGGACUCGGAGGAAGAACGGAAACGCUAUGAUGAGCGAGUUGAAGAAUUACUUGAUGAGGCGUAUGAGCAUUUUGUGUCAAAAAGAGAAGGCAGCGCCAAACAGAGAAAGCGUUCAAAGCAAAAACACUCUGAGGAUGAUCAAAUUCUUGAGGGUGAUGAUGAUGAUACCGCGUUACAUUCAGAUCAAGACUCGGAUAAUGACGGUGCUUCUCACGAAGCAAACCCACUCAUGGUCCCACUUGACGAAAAUACGCCCACCCAAGACGAGAUUGCAGUACAAUGGUUUAGCCAAGAUGUCUUCAUGGACGGAGAUGAUCUCGACGAGGAUCACCAGAGCAAUGAGGAUAAUAGUGGAGACGAAACUAAACUGGAUUUUCCAGCCAAAAACCGAAAGCCCAUCAUAAACCAAACACAAGAUUCUUCCGAAAAAAAUCCCAUUAGUAAUAAAAAAACUAAUAAUUUGCAGGAAGAUGAUAGUUUCGAAAUUGUCCCGGCCCCGGCCACAGACUCGAGCGACUCAUCAUCCUCCUCGGACGACUCGGAUGACGACGAUAUCGAGACGAAAGCCGAGAUACUGGCCUGCGCGAAAAAAAUGCUGACUAAAAAACCGAGAGAGCAAAUCCUAGACGAUGCGUAUAACAAGUACAUGUUCCAUGACGGGGGCCUGCCUAAGUGGUUCCUGGACGAGGAAAGGAGGCAUCGCCAGCCCAUCAAGCCCGUGACCAAAGAAGAUGUGGCCGCCAUGACGGCCCAGUUCAAGGAGAUUAAUGCCCGACCCGCUAAGAAGGUGCUGGAGGCGAAGGCCCGUAAGAAGCGUGUGGCGCAAAGGAAGCUGGAGAAGGUUCGGAAAAAGGCCAACUCGAUAUCUGACCAGGCGGAUAUUUCUGACCGGUCGAAGAGGAAAAUGAUCGACCAGCUGUAUAAGAAGGCGGCUCCAAAGAAGCCCGAAAGGGAGUAUGUGGUGGCGAAAAAAGGGGUUCAGGUGAAGACGGGUAAGGGGAAAGUGCUCGUUGAUCGAAGAAUGAAGAAGGAUGCAAGAAAGCACGGGAUGAGCAAGCAAGGGAAAGGGAAUAAGGGGAAGCAAAAAGGUGGUAAGGGUUCGAAAAAGGGUUUUGGGAAAGGAAAGAAAGUGCAGAAAGGGUAG